Messenger RNA from Trichomonas vaginalis G3, 2976 nucleotides. RefSeq names its product WD40 repeat family. Gene Ontology annotation, cellular component: mitotic spindle. The record is from RefSeq and is a predicted model, not a curated record. The transcript has a single exon. Gene Ontology annotation, biological process: regulation of mitotic cell cycle; mitotic spindle organization. Gene Ontology annotation, molecular function: protein binding. Bases 1 to 2976 code for a protein of 991 amino acids. NCBI's taxonomy places the organism in Eukaryota, Parabasalia, Trichomonadida, Trichomonadidae.
AUGUCUGUUUUAAAUGAAGCUGAAAAGAUCAAUCCUAAUGGCGAAGAUCCAAAUUUAUACAACCAAAAUGCCGCAUUAGACAAGAUGAUUGGAAGUUCCCCAAUAGACAGACAAAAAUUUACUAUGCAUCAUGGCCAAGGCGUUUGUGCAUUCAUUGCAGGAGGGAUAGUAUCCGUAGUAAAAGUAAAUCAGCAGCAGAGAAAUGAUUUUCAGAUAUCAGAUAACACUCAUGAAAUUGAUGUCAUCUUUUUUUCAAGGACCGGACGACAAUUGGCUAUUGGAACCAAAGGGCCUUUCGCAAAAUUUUAUGUUGUAACGUUUAAUGAGAAUUUUGACCAAAUUGUUGACAAAAUUGAAAAGAAAACAGAUGAAAAUGGCUUUUCUGCAAUAGAUAUCGAGAGCGAAUCAGGAAAACUAAUAACAGUUGGUGUUGAUUUGCAACCAUUUAUUAUUCUUUGGGACAUAAAGCAAGGAAAACCUGAAGCAAUUGGACGAUAUCACAUUAAAUGCGUUCCAAAUCACAUUUCUCUUUCUAAUGAUGGAAAUUUCGCAAUUGUUAGUGGUCCUAGUUUAUUAAGGAUCAUUGAUACAUCUGUUGGUUUGUCAGAUAAAGAAAUUCAGCUCCUCAAAACUCGUUCAAUUUCUAUUUCCAAAUUUAGGACAUCUAAUUUUGUUUCCGCCUACAGUUGUUCAAAUUCUUUUGGAAGAAUUUAUGCAUUAACAGAUGAUGGAACUUUAUUAUCUUAUGAGCGAUCAUGUGUUGAUUUUUCGAGCCAGAUAAAAUGCAACAAAAUCACUCUUGGCUGUGGCAGUACAAAAUGCAUGGUUGUUGAUGAAAAACUUGUAUUAAUUGGCACAGAUGCAGGUUCUGUUUUAGCUGUUAAAUGUGAUUCACAACAACAUGCUUUAUUUGGACAAUUUUCUGCUGAUGGAUAUCCAGUUGUUUCUGUUUGUUGUUCAACAAAAAUUGUUGGUGUUGCUUACAACAAUGGCUCAAUGAUCUUCUAUCCAAGAAGACCAGGAAAACAACCAUUGUUAACAAUACAACAACACAGAGGUCCUGUUUGUUGUCUCUCUGUUUGCCCAGGAAACGAUGAAAAAUAUUUGGUUUCCGGUGGUUCUGAUGGAAGUUGCCGAAAAUGGGAAAUUAUUAAGCAGCAAGACUUAGUUUCUGGAUCAUCCCAGCACAUGGUUGCUUCAAAUAAUCUUUGCAAAGCAAGUGAUGAUUAUUUGACAUCAAUAAAAGGUAUCAGAUGUGUUUGUGCAAGCGAAAAAUACACAUUUGCUGGUGAUAACAAUGGUAUUUUGCAUGUUAUGAGAAAUAACAAACUCGAUAUUGUUACAAGGAUUGAAGAGAAAAGCCGUGGAACAACAGCAAUUUGUUGUGAUGAUAAUGAUAAAUAUUUGGCAACAGGUGGAUUGGAUGGCAUUGUAAGAAUUUAUUCAUACAAGAAAGAAGAUGAAAUCAAAGUUAUUGCAAUGGAUCCAACACAUACAAGUCCUGUUACAAGCAUUUGUUUUUGCGGUGGUUCGUUGAUUUCUACAUCAAAAGAAGGCGUCAGAUUCGCAAAACUACCAACAGGAGUUCCUUACAAGACAAGCAAUGUUGAUGAUAUGCCUUUGUCUAUUUCUCCUCUUCCAAAUAAGAAAUAUGUCGCCACUUGUGGAAUGGACAAAUCUAUUUCAAUUUGGAGAAUUUCUGAUGGUUUCUUAUUCAGAAAAUAUCAGCUCUCGAUAGAUGAAAAACCAACUUGUUUGAGUGUCGACAAGAGUGGUUUAUUCAUUGCUGUAGGUAUGAGCAGUUCCAUUGUUAAUAUAAUUGAUAUUUUCUCAGGAGAUAUCAUUUGUAAUUUCAAUUCUGUUUGCGGAUUACCAACAAAUAUUGUUUUCCAGCAAAAUGAUAUCAUUUUGAGUGGAAUGAGUGGAUGCAUUGCCAGAUGGAAUCUUCCUGAAUUCAUUUAUAAGAUCAUUCAGGAGAGACAGAGAUCUAAUGUUCCAUUGGAUUUAUUAAUGGGCUUAGAUGAAGAACCAUCGCAUUCUACAAUUUUGGAUGAUGAACCAAAGUUGAAACUUCAAAGACAGGCCAGCUCAACAUUAAAAGGCGCAGAAGCUAAUACAGCAUGGACAUUUGUUGAAAACAAAGAAGAUAAGAAUGGUCAACAAGAAGUCGUUGUUGAAGAUGAUGGUCAACAAGAUCAAACUGAUGAUAGCCAAUUAGAUUAUGAUCAUAUUCCAAGGCCUGCUUUCGGAGAGCGUGAUCACAUUGUUGAUGAUAUUAUUAGAGCUUCAUUCAUUGGUAAAGAUUCUGAUGAUGAAAAUGGAAAUCAAAAUCAAAAUGAAAAUGAAAAACCUGAAUUGAGUUCAAGUGGAGAAACAGAUUCUUCAAUCAUGAAAAUGCUUGACAGCAUAAAGAAAAAGAAGAACGAAGAUAACAAAGAUUAUAUUAUCAUUGGAGAUGAUACUCCAUCGAGAAGGAAAGAAAAACUUAAACUAGACAUAAAGGAUCCACCAAAUCAGAUUAAAGGAGUUGACGAUGAUGAUUUAGAUCCAUUUAUUAUUGAUGAAUUAGAAAAAGAUUCUUCAACACCACAUAAGUCAAAAGAAACAACUCCGAAACAACCAGAAAUGGCACUUUCUCCAGUUCCUUCUUCAUCCUCUCAACAACAAAAGGUUCUAACACCUCCUUCCACACCACCUCAACAGAUUCUUCUUCCUGUAACAGUUGUAACUCCUCCUCAAAUUGAUUCUAAGCAAAGUGAUAAUAUUCCUUAUCCAACAAGAGUUGCCGAACAAUUGAAGUUAUUACUUAGUGUUGCAGAUGAUUUCUUGCAGCUGGAAACUGAGGAUCCUGGCGAAUUGGAAGCUUUGAAUCAAUUGAAAGAUGUAAUGAAUGAAAUAGAGAGAAGUGCUUUGCAGUCUAAUUGGCUCAAGAAAGAAUUAAUUGAGCAUAUAUCCCAAAUUUUCGAUAAAAAAUAA